CGCAGCACCUCCGCAUUCCAGUGCAAGAGGCAACACCGCUGCAAUGCCGCCAAGGAUACCUGUCGCCAAUGGCUGGAGUAGCAGUCUAUGUGUGCGGUCCUUCUCCUCCACACCCACAUCCCUCGCCCUCGGUCCGCAAUCCCCAAACUACAUCGAGGUUCCGAAGCCGCUGCAGCCCACCUACCCGGCCAAGCCCACGGUAAAGGGCCAUCUGCCUAUUCCCCGAGACAUCUUCAAGACGAGGAACAAGCACCCAAAGGAGUCGGACAUCUUCAUCGGCAGGAGCACAAAGGAACCCAAAGAGGUCAAGGUUCCAGGACCAUACAGCCGGGAUGCCGACUACCGGUUAUACAAGCAGCGACUGGCGGAAAAGAGGAGAGAGAACUUGAAGGAGGGUGUCAAGGAGCUGCACGAGCGCAAGGUCACAUCAGAAGCACAGUACCUGGCCAAGAUCCAGGCCAUUGGCGCGAAGAGGCGGGAGCUGGCCACGGCCCCGCGUCGCGAAGUCGACAUCUUGACUGAGACAUCCGUAGCCAAGGGCAUUCGCGACUUCCUCACCGACAGCCUUCCUCCCCGGCCAGACAUCACCCAAGCCCGCAAAAAAGCCUAUGAUCGCCGAGUAGCCAAGAUACAAGAAGUCCGCGCAUCUCGCCUCCACGAUCUAUACACCAACGCGCGCGAGUUCAUCGUAGACGAGCAGCAACUGGACGAGGCCAUAGAGGCGGCUUUUGGUACCGAAGAUGCGCCUGUAGGCUGGGACCACAAGGGCAUCAUGGGCCCCCGCGCGGAGGGCAAAGAGGGUCUCAGCCCGUGGCAUGGACCCCUACCCGAGGGUGUGGGCGACAUGCUCAACAAGCUCAGGGGAGGCGAAGGUGUUGGCCUUGCCAAGGAGCGCGUCAAGAAGGUGGCCGAAGAGCUCACUGGCGGCAAGAUGUAGGGCCCGCACAGGAGCCGUGUAUCAAAUACUUAUGUGUAUACCAAUGCUUGGAAGUUUUGAACGACAUAAUGAAAUUGCAUGUGCGGUUUAUUUACGUUUGAAGUGAAUGGCUUCCUCACUAACAGCCUACAGUGAGAGUGUUCGUCAAAGUCAGUCAAGAAAUCUAAGCAGAGUUUUGUUUGUGGAUGCAAUCUACAUGGUCGUUUCGCAAUUUACGAAAAACGCCUCAUAUUAUCUUUGGUACUACAUGUCGCCCUUUGACGGUCUACUGAUCGCUACUCUUAUUCACUAUCUAUCCUUGAGCAUGACUUGCUCAACUGGAAGCGGUCAUUUCGAGUCCUCACCUGGAGUACGAUCUAGCAACUCAUUCAAGCGUUUGCACAAC
Molecule: messenger RNA, 1322 nt
Organism: Alternaria alternata
Lineage: Eukaryota; Fungi; Ascomycota; Dothideomycetes; Pleosporales; Pleosporaceae
Exons: 1
Coding region: 44-937 (297 amino acids)
Source: RefSeq, a predicted model, not a curated record